AUGACAGAAAAGCACGCAGAGCCGAAAGGCUUAAACACGAAGAUAGGCGAGCUCUCAAAGGCACUGCGGGACGUGUCCGCUGAAAGGGACAUCCCCACAGAAGAAAAGGCCAACUUGGAAAACGCCCUUUACCUCAAAUUGUACGAAGAAAAAAAAGGCAUCAUCACCGAAUUUUUGAAUAAAGAAAAGAAAAAGGUGUACGACCAAAUGGAGAGCUUUAAAAAUGACGCGCUCAAAAAAAUUAACAUAAUAAAUGAAAAAAACGAAGACGUAAAAAAGCAGGCAGAUAUAUUGACCACGGAGAGGAACAAAAAUUUGUGCUUCAUCAAAAACUUGGAAGCGAAGCUUGAAAAUAUUAAGAAGGUCAUCAUGUGA
This is a messenger RNA of Plasmodium cynomolgi strain B, 375 nucleotides long. RefSeq lists its product as hypothetical. The transcript is spliced from 2 exons. The coding region runs from base 1 to 375 and encodes 124 amino acids. The record is from RefSeq and is a predicted model, not a curated record. NCBI's taxonomy places the organism in Eukaryota, Apicomplexa, Aconoidasida, Haemosporida, Plasmodiidae.